Messenger RNA from Coregonus clupeaformis (lake whitefish), 1646 nucleotides. Its product is annotated as insulin-like growth factor-binding protein 2-B. Gene Ontology annotation, cellular component: extracellular region. Gene Ontology annotation, molecular function: insulin-like growth factor I binding; insulin-like growth factor II binding. The coding region runs from base 421 to 1422 and encodes 333 amino acids. The record is from RefSeq and is a predicted model, not a curated record. NCBI's taxonomy places the organism in Eukaryota, Metazoa, Chordata, Actinopteri, Salmoniformes, Salmonidae. The transcript is spliced from 4 exons. Gene Ontology annotation, biological process: regulation of insulin-like growth factor receptor signaling pathway.
CGUACUGGGGAGGGAGAGGCGUUUUGGUCCAAGGGCACAGCUUUAAUUAAGUGUCAAUGGACAUGCGAGAAUUGGAGUGGUCAUGUCAGAGACACUCUGGCACACGCUGUAAUAUUCCCCUGGAAAAUGAUCUUGAUCAUAAUGGCUGAAUCGGAUGUAUGUAUGCUUAGGAUACUUUUUCACUCGGGACAGCAGUGCAGCCUAAGAUAAAAUAUAACAUUUUCUUAUUAGUAAUAACAUCAAUAGACAGCACACUGCAGGCUCUUGCUAUUAUAGAAGCACAUCAUUAUUCAAAUAUUGACAUUGUACAAUUUGUUCCUUCAAUCAUUUGUUAUCCACUGCACGCUAAGGUUAUGCAAGGGACAACUCACUACAACCUACAUGUAGUUACCUGCCUUUUUGACAUACACUAUCAGAAACAUGACAGUUGAUAGGACCCUGCAGAUUGCACCACUGGGUCUCUCUCCUGUUUGCUAUGCUAACACAGUUGACAGUUGCCCUGUUGGACACAAAGUUUACAUCCUUAUCUUUGCAUGUUGCUCUUUAAUAAACAGUACAGCUAGAGGCAGAAUGGUGCUAUAUUUUGGCUGUGGUUUGCUGCUGCUUACGUUACUUGUUCUGCCGGGGCUAUUGCUCGGGGACUUGGUAUUCCAUUGUCCGAGCUGCACUGCGGAGCGCCAAGCUGCAUGUCCUAAGCUCGCCACCAACUGUACUGAGAUAGUCAGGGAGCCCGCCUGCGGCUGCUGUCCGGUAUGUGCCCGGUUAGAAGGCGAAUUAUGUGGCGUCUACACACCGAGGUGUUCCACAGGGCUGCGUUGUUAUCCCACUGCAGAUUCAGAAUUGCCCUUGGACCAGCUGGUUCAGGGGUUAGGGCGAUGCUCACACAAAGUGGACCCGCUACCCAACCGCACUCAAGAGCACCAGGACACGAGUAUGGCGCUGCAGGGCACUGAGGGCCCCCCUCAGAAGAAGCCGACCAAAGAUGGCAGGCCCUGGAUGUGGUCCAAAGAGCUGGCCAUGAGGCAGGCCCAGAACGAGCUCAAGACCAAGAUGAAGAGCAACAACUGUCCCGAGGAACCUAGGACCCUGCGGCCCACGCAGAGCCCUUGUCAACAGGAGCUGGACAAGGUGCUGGAGGAGAUCUCCAAGAUGAGCUUCCAUGACAACAGGGGACCAGUUGAGAAUCUGUACCAACUCAAAUUCCCCAACUGUGACAGGAUGGGCCAGUACAAUCUCAAACAGUGCCACAUGUCCACCCACGGUCAGCGGGGCGAGUGCUGGUGCGUUAACCCCUUCACGGGUGUCCAGAUCGCCCAGUCUACCAAGGUGCGGGGGGACCCCAACUGCAGCCAGUAUGUGGAGGAGCAGGAGACGGAGACUGGGACACAGCCCACUGCCGUCCUGCAGAUGGCAGAGAUAUAACAGCCCUUCACACACACCCAGAUACCCCCCCGCAGUGGAACGGUCCAAAUUGACUGACAGCCGACAUUGUUGUCAUGUGCAUGGGUCACUUUCAAUGUAGCUCUUACGUUCCCGUCAAGAAAACCUAAAAUGUCGCUCAAACAGAAGGCGGAACUAACAAAGAGUCACUGACAACAACCAAAACAAAACAGGUGGGGUUUUAGGAGGGGUUCUGGAAGACACUC